This is a messenger RNA of Phytophthora megakarya, 1332 nucleotides long. Lineage: Eukaryota; Oomycota; Peronosporomycetes; Peronosporales; Peronosporaceae. The record is from the annotation of a GenBank genome assembly.
AUGCCCAAGGUCGAAUAUCUAAUUCAUAAGGUCUCACACAAUGGACUGGAGGCGAACCCGAAAGAUCUGUCGGCGUUGACGGAUCUGGCAUUCCCUGGAUCACUUCGAGCUAUGCAGUCAUUUUUGGGAAGUCUGAACUACUAUAGUCGAUUUAUCGAAGACUACGCGAUCUACGCGUCGGUUCUGUAUGAAUUGCGAGAAAUCGACUUUGCUGCGAUGGCGAAAGAGGCUACCCAAGAGUGGAUCCGACAAGUACUGGAAGCAGAAGGCACAGAUCCAAGAUCACAAGAAGAUCGGAACGUCGAUCGCCGAAAGACCUCGGAUCCGGAGCGCCUGAUCCUACCGAGGUGGAUCCGCGCUGGAUCCAUGCCCAUCGGUCCUUCAACGAUUGCUACAACUCCAAUCUUACGACAUUUUGACUCAGAUCGGAAGGCCACAGUGGUGGUAUACGCUAGCGACUGGGCUAUCUCGGGAGCCUUGAUACAAGAAUACGACCAGAUCUACUACCCCGUGACGUUUGCGAGCCGUACUCUGAAGUUGAAUGAGUUAAACUAUGGCAUCACGGAGAAGGAAGUGUUAGCCCUUCUGAGGAUCCUGGAUCUAAAUUACAAUACGUUGGUCGGGCGUCCGAUCCAUGUGCUAAUCCGACACUCAACAUUGGCGUGGCUUUUCAUAUCCACUGCUUUGCAAGGGCGUCUGGGACAAUGGGCCGCUCUGUUGUCGCCUUGGACGCUGGAGAUUACCAAGUGUGUCAAAGGAGAGGACGAGAUCUUGGGAGCACUGGCAGCCAGUAUCACCCCUAGAUCAGAAGUGGAUAAGGUAUUGAUCUCAAUCGCCCCCAAAAAGGAGCCAAGACGUAAGAUCCAAGCUCCGAUCCCCACGAUCAGACGAGAUGAGGAGCUAUAUGCCGUCAGUUUCGAUGGAUCAGCCCGUGUCAAGAGAGGUGGAGGCGCCUACAGCGCGAUCUUGUGGGAGCUGCCCGAACGGAAAGUGUUAAAAUCUAGAUCAGGGUAUGCCGAAGGCUUGACGGUGAAUGAGGCAGAAUACCAUGGGUUGUUACUAUGUCUGGAUCUGUUGGAGGAUCUGGAUCCACAACGUCUGGUGAUCUGCGGAGACUCAAACCUGGUAAUCCGACAAGUGCGAGGAGAAAUUGAUUGUAAGGCACCAGGUCUGACACUGUUACGUCAGCAAGCCUUGGAUCGACUGCGAAAAUGGCCCGAUCAUGAACUAUUGCACGUCAAGCGGGACUGGAAUGGGAGUGCUGACAGCCUAGCAGGAGCUGCUCUACAGCGGCAAUGUGGGAUCGAGAUAAAGUCUGAUGUAGAGAUCUAG